CUAGGUAAUUAGCGGAUAACUUAUCAUCUAUACCUUCACUUAUACAAAAUCAUUCCUAAUCCUCCUCUCAUAUUUCCUUAUCAACUUAACGAUCCUAUACCUAAACCGACACCUAGAAUCAUGCCCUUUGUUUUUACCAAGUGGCGAUAAAUUUUUGAAGCCUUUUGGUUCCGUAUUCGCCAUCGCCUGUCGUCUCUUUCCAAGUAUAUCAGCUCCUAUUUCGUGAAGCAAACCCCCGAAGAGUCAUGAUACCCUCGUUAUGCAAGCUAUAGAUUAUGGGUAUUCACUGCUCACCGCAGAGCAACAUUUAUUAUCCCCCAACUCGACGGGACAUUCCUAUAGCGGUCAAUGUCAUCCUCAUAGAUGUCACUCUCAUAGCUGCAAAUCGGCCCCCGCCGAACAACGAUGGGAUGAGAACAAUCGAGAAUUCGAGGGUGGGCAUUGGCUGUUCUCUCCUAAACCGCACACAUUCCAUUCACGCCCAACCAUCUCCGGGGCCUCUUUCUCUUGCCAGGCGCGUCGGGCCCCCGAAGCUUGUAAAGAUCGGCCCCUUACGCCAGUCAGCCCGAACUCAGUCGGCUCUGAGGACCUCAAUAACCAAUGGGAACGUAGCGCGGACGACGAAUUAAUUUCAAAUUGGCUGUCGGGUGUUUCUUAUUCCCACUGUCCAAACCAUGAGACCAAUUUGACCGGGCAAAGUACCCCGGGUGCUUCUCCAGACGCUCCAGACUCAGGUGGUAAUGUAGAUGUAGGUCCAAGCUUCACUUGCCCAAGCAUCAUACUACAACCUCCCAGGCAAAAUCUAUCGACUGCGCAGUCCGGGACUGGCCUUGAUGGUCCACUUAGUUCUGAAAGCGACAAGCUUUCGAAAAUACUCCGGGGUGGGCUUAGUGAUUUAAAAGAGUCUAGCCGAAGUGCAGAUCUAUCCGGCGGCUCUCAGAAGCUCAAGUCUAAUACAUCUGGAUCUAUAGACUGGGAGAAAAUCGAUCCUUCCCCAGUUGAUAAUAAAAACAAUGAAGACAGCAGCAGCAGCAGCAGUAGCGAGGAUGUCUCUGAGAAGUCAUGUUUAUACCUUUCGCAACCCAAUGUUCAGUUCCACGUUAUUCAAAGACAUGCUCAUAACUCAUGCCCGGAGUUUUGUCGACAACUGGAUGAUUUUGAGAGGCCACCGUCAAGACUAGAGGGUCAAGGCACCCAAGCGCGAGCCCAUGAAUUACGCCCCAAGGUUGACAAAAGCCGAUACCGGCAUCAUUUACGUGUCCGUAAUAUUGUCACAAAGCAAUUCCGGUCUCUUAGACAGAGGAUUCGACGCUCAGGCUCUUCAACAUUUUCUGUUCGAUCCGAGUUUCCUGCUCCACGGCAUAGUAAAGAACGCCGGCUCUUGGCUCGGGACUCCAUGGGUACUUGGCCGCCAUCUGGCGAGGAAAGCCCAUUGUUUAAUACUCCCGAGUCUAAUGCUACUAACGCCAAACGUAUCUCUCAAGACAUUGGGCGUCACAUCGACCCCUUGGCUAUGGCUAGUGUGAUGAUUGCCACGGCGGAGCUUGACCGGCUCUCAUCGAGGAGGAGUCUUGACUUACUCUCUAGAACGUCUGGCUCAUCAACGUCAACGGGCGUAUCGGGAAAUUCUCCUACUUCGCAUACACCAUUCCAUAGUGGUGUCACGAGUCCUAACAAUGAGAUAUCUGCGUCAACCUCCACAGCUCUUGAUAUGCCUCCAACUAUUCCAUUCAAUACGCCCUUGUCGUCGGAUCCACAAUCUGGCGUUAUAAGCCCAGUGUCUAAAUCGUCACGGCGGCGUGGAAAACGACGAAGGGCACAGCGCAGUCGUUUAUCGGAAGUUACAAUACCAGAUAAUAUUGCGUCACCAGCGGAGUCUGCCGAAGAGUUCAAUGAAGGUCUUCCAAUUUCAGUUACUCAUAUUGAAACUCUACCAGAAUGUUCAAGUAUGCCCAGUAAGGGAACCGAGGAAAGUCUCUAUCCUAAGCCAUUAAUAAUCAGCCGCAGCGGUCAAGAAGAGUCUAAUUCAUGUAUUGACGAUACUUCAGAAUAUGCGCAAGAAUAUUUCCCUAGGUCUGAACCUCUUGAGCCUGUCCUUCUCCCAGCUGACUCGGGGAACGAACUCGGUACCUUGCAGCGACUCUCGGGUUCUUUGGCUUCGGAUAUAGAAGACGUGAUUCCGGCUCGAGUCUCAUCAACUGGCGAAAUGUCUAAGACUGGUGACGAACCAUUGCUACCAAAUAUGCCCCUUGGGCUUGGAUAUAAUUUUCUAAUGCCGACUGCAUCUUCCAGCCUAAUAGUACCAAUAACGCCAAGAGAAACAUAUAAUACCUACCCAAGCUCUACCGCUAAUAUAGAAGGCGAUAUCUCGGCCGUAGGGGCUGUAAUUGACUAUACAGUAGCGACAGGUCAGCCAGAUAAAGUAGCGGAACCCGAUUCCUGCCACCCAGAUACCUAG
Molecule: messenger RNA, 2458 nt
Organism: Daldinia loculata
Lineage: Eukaryota; Fungi; Ascomycota; Sordariomycetes; Xylariales; Hypoxylaceae
Exons: 3
Coding region: 260-2458 (732 amino acids)
Source: RefSeq, a predicted model, not a curated record